AUGAGCGGCACUGCUACAGCACCACCCACGUCGACGGGCUCGUCGAAGCUCGACAGCAUCAAGCAGAACGUCGAGGCUGCUGCUGAGCCCAAGAAGCUGUCUGGCGUCGCCCUAUACUCGCGCUUCGCUUUCGCCGGGGCCGUCUGUUGUUCCGUUACCCACGGAGGCCUCACACCAGUCGAUGUCGUCAAGACCCGUAUCCAGCUCGAUCCAGCCACCUACAACCGCGGUCUCAUCGGUGGUUUCCGCCAAGUCAUCAAGAAUGAGGGCGCCGGCGCGCUCUGGACCGGUGUUGGUCCAACCUUCGCUGGUUACUUCCUCCAGGGUGCAUUCAAGUUCGGUGGUUACGAGUUUUUCAAGCAGCAGUCGAUCAACAUGCUCGGCUACGAGACUGCCUCCAACAACCGCACUGCCGUCUACCUUGGUUCCUCGGCCCUCGCCGAGUUCUUCGCCGACAUUGCCCUGUGCCCUCUAGAGGCUACCCGUAUUCGCAUGGUCUCUGAGCCAGGCUUUGCCAAUGGACUUGCCCAGGGUUUCGGCAAGAUUGCCAGCCAAGAGGGUAUUGGUGGUUUCUACUCUGGUUUCGGACCAAUCCUGUUCAAGCAGGUUCCAUACACCAUGGCCAAGUUCGUUGUGUACGAGAAGGUCUCGGAGGCUGCCUACGCAAACUUCUUCGACAAGAACAACACCAGUGCCGGCAUUCAAACCGUCAUCAACCUUGGUUCCGGUCUUAUCGCUGGUUUCGCUGCCGCCAUCGUUUCCCAGCCAGCCGACACCAUGCUUUCGAAAAUCAACAAGACCAAGGGUCUUCCAGGAGAGGGCACCACUAGCCGUCUGAUCAAGAUCGCCAAGGAGCUUGGUAUCCGUGGCUCAUACGGCGGUAUCGGUGCUCGUCUUUUCAUGGUUGGAACUCUCACUGCCGGUCAAUUCGCCAUCUACGGCGACAUCAAGAAGGCUAUCGGUGCCGUUGGUGGUGUAGAGAUUGCCAAAUAG
This is a messenger RNA of Fulvia fulva, 993 nucleotides long. RefSeq names its product Mitochondrial phosphate carrier protein. Gene Ontology annotation, cellular component: mitochondrial inner membrane. Gene Ontology annotation, biological process: mitochondrial phosphate ion transmembrane transport. The record is from RefSeq and is a predicted model, not a curated record. The transcript has 3 exons. Gene Ontology annotation, molecular function: phosphate transmembrane transporter activity. The coding region runs from base 1 to 993 and encodes 330 amino acids. Lineage: Eukaryota; Fungi; Ascomycota; Dothideomycetes; Mycosphaerellales; Mycosphaerellaceae.